AUGUUUCUACGACGAUCCGGCGCACGCACUCUGGGUAUACGCAUGCUCUCCAUUCCUGUCGGCUCUCCCGUCUACCACUAUGAUAUUGAUUCUCACGGAGACCCCGUGGUAAAUGUCUACACAGACGGCUCCUGCAGGAACAACCAAAACCCAGAACUCGCCCAAGCCGGUGCUGCUGUGUUCUUUGGCGUCAAUGAUCCGCGAAACUAUGGGUUUGUGCUUACUGAAAAGCCCACCAAUAACAGAGCAGAGCUGAUUUCCGUGCGCGAGGCUACGCGGAUCAUUCUCAGUGACCUUAAGGAACACACGCACACAAAAUUCCAGAUCAUGACAGAUUCCAGGUACGUGAUCGGAUGUCUGACACAAUGGUACCACAGGUGGCAGUCCAACGGAUGGAGGAACAGAAAGGGCAAGUCAGUUGCGAACCAGGACGAAAUUCGAGCGAUUCUGGCCAACGUUCAAGCGAUAAAUACCCAGUACGCAAAUAUUGGAUGGGGACCGCUAUGCUUCAAGCACGUUUAUGGGCACAGUGGUAUUUAUGGCAACGAGAUGGCCGAUCAGCUAGCAACUGCAAGCAGUGGAAUUGCCUUGGCUAUACCCGAAGCCGUAGUGUCAGACACCAUUUAA
Molecule: messenger RNA, 627 nt
Organism: Ogataea haglerorum
Lineage: Eukaryota; Fungi; Ascomycota; Pichiomycetes; Pichiales; Pichiaceae
Exons: 1
Coding region: 1-627 (208 amino acids)
Biological process (GO): DNA replication, removal of RNA primer
Molecular function (GO): nucleic acid binding; RNA-DNA hybrid ribonuclease activity
Source: RefSeq, a predicted model, not a curated record